Molecule: messenger RNA, 1516 nt
Organism: Acipenser ruthenus (sterlet)
Lineage: Eukaryota; Metazoa; Chordata; Actinopteri; Acipenseriformes; Acipenseridae
Product: tudor domain-containing protein 10-like
Exons: 12
Coding region: 105-1181 (358 amino acids)
Molecular function (GO): RNA binding
Source: RefSeq, a predicted model, not a curated record
GUUUAAAAGACAGCGUUGGCGGCGUCCAUUCUAAUCGAGCCCUGCUGCUUCUCCAAAGGGAGCGGGUCGUGUGCGCGGUGUUAGUAAGCGUGCAGCAAUUUUCAAUGGAAGUGCAGAGAAGCGAAGGAGGGCCAAGGACCAUCAGGAAGCAUUUGGAGGUGUAUGUGGGGAACAUCCCCACGGCUAUCACAGAGAUUGAGAUUCUGCAGUUGUUUGCUGGGUUUGAAGCUCAGAAUGUGCGAAAGUUUGUUGCAGGAAUCAAGUGCUUCGCAUUCGUGGAUGUGGGGUCGGAGAGGAACGUGCAGCUCGCUGUCUCUCAGCUCAACAGCACUCUGUACCAGGGGCGCAAACUGAGGGUCAACACAGCGGACCCCGACUUCUCAGACAAGAGGAGCAGCGCCGACAAAGACACCCCCAAAACACAGGCGACACCCACAGGAGCUGGGAAUCUAGUGAGGAAGGAGAAAGCAGCUCAGGCCAGCGACAGCAGCGCCGCGAGCCUCGCACCAAAUCCCAGAAAACCCAGUAAGGACCAGUCCGCCCCCCUCUCUGGGGUGACAGUGAGAGAAGACAGGAGGAGGUUUGUGUACGCUGUGCCCACGGAAAUGAGGGGCUGCACCCUUGUCCACGUCCUGAGAGACUGUUUCGGGGAGCUGGUUUGGCUGCAGAGCAUCACAGAGCUGUGUGGGGAGGUGGGGCUCCUCCUGACCGAGACACACCCGCAGACCCCCUUCUUCUGGGCCAUUCAUCUCAGCGAGGGCGCUCACGCAGACAUGCUGAGACUCUUCACCGCCCUGGCCGAGGCAGAGGAGGAGUCGCGGCAGCCCUUCCUCACCAAGAGCGAUGUCUACCGGGGCAAGAGGUGCCUGGCAGAGCUGAUCCAGACUGAGGGAGAGGAGGGGGCCUGGAACAGGGCGUGGGUGCAGGACGUGGUCGGAAUGUUUGCCGUGGUGUUCUUCGUGGAUUUCGGCACCACGGCAACCAUCCCUGUGAUGUCACUGCGGGCCCUGGAGGACGAAGCCUUCUGGAAGAUCCCCCCGCUGGCUCAGCCCUUCAUGCUGGAGCAAGAUAUUCUGAGCCCCAGGAAGCUGAUCAGGGCUGUGAUCAAAGGGAACGUGACGGGCUCCUGUGUUUCAGAGCCUCAUAUCCGAAGAUUAGCUCUUUCUCCACAGCAAGACUGAGGACAGAUCUGGGAUUCAUGAAAACACGACCGCCACAUCCCGGGGAAAGAGAAUCAAUCAAUCAAUCAAUCAAUCAAUCAAUCAAUCGCAUGGAAUAAAAAUCAUUUCGAUGAAUUAUUCCUGAUGAUUGAUCAAAUGACACCAACAAAAAAAAAAAAUCCUUUUUGAUUCAUUUUUUCCUGACAUUACUGAAACGACCAAAAAAUAAUAUAUAUAUAUAUAUAUAUGUUAUAAACCAGCUGUUUCAUGUUCAUAGUAAGAUGAGUUUGUUUUUUAUGUUGUUCUGCAUUCUGUUACAGGGCAUCGUAUUCAAAGAACGGCUUAUUAAUAAAAUA